AUGUAUGCAUCUAGCAGCAGCAACUGUUUCGCGGGCAUUAGCAACUUUAAGGAAUUGCGAUACACCACAACACCAUCGAACAAAACCGGUUCGCUCGGGGAGGAACUGGAAACUACAAACCACAGUGCCACCACAUCGAUAGUUGCAUUACAUUUCGCAUCCACCAGCACCACAACCACUACCUCGUCCCAACAUGAUGUAUCGGCGGACGGUUCCAAACAACCGAGCGACGCUACAAUGGUACCGAUUGAGCCGUGCAACGGUUCGGAAGAUGCGGUCCCGCCCGAGAUGCCGACAUCACCGGAGCAGUCCGGUUGCACCGAGUUCGCACCGAGCACGACGGAUCAACCGGCACCGAAUGCCGUCCCAUCUGGCCGUUUGCCCAAACAAUCCCGCAAGGAAAGCGUGCGCGGUUGUUCGUUUUCGCUGCCGGCCGAAGAGCUGCUCGGUUCGGUGACCACCUUCUACCCGUCGGGCGAUCUGGAGAAUGGGCAAACGUUGCGCACUAGCGCGCGGGUGAAGCACAAGUUGCGGAUGGAAACGAUACGCAGCAAUACGCCACCGCUGGCAGAGCGGAAGGAACCGGCGAAACCACCCACCUCUUCGCUGCUAAAAACACCGAACCAGCCGAAACAGAUGCGCGUCGUCUGGAGCAACCAUGACAAAAACCUGUUCUUCGAAGCGCUGAACGAGUACGGGAAGGAUUUCGAAGCGAUCCUCAACUAUCUGAACACGAAGAAGCGCCGAAAGGACAACACGGAACAGCAGGUGUUUAAAUCGAAGGACGUGCGCAACCUGUACUACCAGUUCAAUCAAAAGGCGAUGAAGUAUAUACACUUUUCCGACGAGGUAAAGAAGGAAGCUCAAGAACUGUAUGCAUUGAUCAACUACGGUGAGAUGCGCCGGAAGGUGCCGUUCCAGAACAAAAAGUACUUUCACAAGCUGAAGGAUCUCGUCUACAAGGGCUUCACCACUGUGCGCGAGAAGGGUAAAAACAUUCGUAUCAAAACGCCCUCGUGCCGGGCGCUUCGGAAGCUAAACCAGCUCGAGGAAUGGCAGGAAGAGAUCAAGUUACCACCCAAGGUGGAUGUACUACUGAAGCCCUCCACCACCGAGGCCUGGGGACGGGUACAGUCGCUGGCGCAGAAUCCACGUGUGCACAUCACCGUCACGAUACAGAAACGGUUGUCCGCGUUGCUGCAGAUGUUUCAGCAGAAAUGGCGUGCCCAGGACGUGCGGCUGGUGGAACGAUUGGAUGAGCUGAACCGCACCUCCACGACCAUUUCGUCGAAGCUAACGCGCCAGCGCAUGCAGCACGAGAUACAACUGUUUACGCCGCCAGAUACGAAAGAGGGUGCGGUAAAGAGCGGUGCGCCGAUUUUACGGUUCAUACCGGCGCAGAACGCCGUCAUUCAUCGGCCGAUGAUCAGCCUGACGGACUUUCAGAGCAACACCAGCAUCUGUCUGAACUCGUACGAGCAGCGAAUCGGGGUGAAGGUGCCGGGCGAAACGCUGUGCGUGGUGGAGAAACCGACCGGUUGCAAGGAAAGACCCACGGGCACUGGUCGGCGACAGCGCACGGACAGCGGUUCGGAAAAGGUGGUCAACGAAAGCAAGAAGCCAAAGUACGAAGACGGCGCCAAGGAGCCGAACGAGGAGAAACCGUUCGGUGAGUUGCAGCUGCUGGCACAGAACGGUCCCUUUACCGAGCACUUUAAAUCACCCAACGCCUCGAACGAGUCGACCGAGAUGAAGGACUUUCUUCGAUUCGAUGGGCACCAAUACGCCCCGUCAAAGCCAACCGACUGUGAUGCGCUUGUCGCACGGCAAAGUGACAACUCCUGCGAUGGGUUUGCGCUGACCGACGGUGAGAUAGUGCCGGUCGCCCGAUAUCAACCCGAUACGGCCGAAAGUUCGGCGGGUGAGGAAGCGAUGAAGGGAAGCGGUACCAAUGGAUUGACCACCAGCACGACGACGACCACCACCAUCACAAACACGACCGUCACCACCAGUACCACCACCACCACGAUCGUGACGGUGAAGAAGAAGAAAAAGUGCCACCGACGGAAGGGUGACGCUGGAAAAUCGAACUCGACCCCACCCUCGAUGAACCACUUCCGGCCGCUCGUGUCGGAGGAACAAAUGCAACGGAUACGGGACGGGUGGACGCUGGAUACUGUGGGAGAUCUCACGGUGGGCGAUAUUUACAUCAUGUUCGGUGCGGAGAUGAAGGUGGAGCUCGAGUACGAUUGGGUGCGGGGCGAACCCGUCGUAACGCAAGAGGUGAAGGAGUGUCAACCAACACUUGCGCAGCCGGUGAUGGACGAUGCGGGCGAACAAGUUGCGGACGAAGCGAAACCGAAACAAACAAUUCCCGAGAUGGCCGGGGUGGAAACUGCCGGCGACAGGAUGGAAGAGGAUCCUGGGGUCAGCGUGAAGGAAGAGGUGAAGGAACAGCGUCGAUGUCCGGUCGAUUCUAUCAGCCGUCGGCUCAAGAGUCUGUUGUUUCUAGCGAGUCUGGAGAACAAGGACAUGAAGAAGCGUGUCACUAACGCUAAUGCGGCAGAACGCAAACCCAAGCGCACAGAAAAUGAAGCCAUACCAUUGACGCAGGACGACUGUUUGCAGUUCAAACAUCCAAUGCUGCCUGUGCGCAACCCCAUCAACCACCUAGUGCCGGACCUUCACGGUCCUUCCCGUUACAAGCAGUCACGCUGGUGGCGAUCACGGGUCAAUCGUCAGCAAGCAAUGCAUCCUUUACUUCCAAACAUGGUACGGCCACCACCGUCCGCUACAGUGACCUCAUCUGCCUAUUCUGCACGCGCAACGCAACCAGCGCCUUCGGUUUCGGUGACUCCGAGCGUCGGUGAGAGCAGUCGACCGGUCGUACCUCCCAGCCAGAAGGAACCCGCCAAUGUGCCGCCACAACCGGUCGAACCACCCAGCCAGAAGGAACCCGCCAAUGUGGCGCCACAACCGGUCGAACCACCCAGCCAGAAGGAACCCGCCAAUGUGCCGCCACAACCGGUCGCUGAUGAAAGCGUCAACAUGGCCAGUGCAUCAAGUAGUCCCAGCAUCAUCUCGAUACCGGGGGUCGAUAACUUGCCCAAUAACAAGAACAACAAUAAUAUCAAUCCAACGUCUUCCAACAUGCCCCGUAUCAGCCAAUCGUUUAAGCUGAAUACACCGGUCAAGCAACAGAAUAUGGAACUAUCGCUGAACGAUCUAAGCCUCAGCAUCUUUGACCUAUCGCUGCCAUCUACCUCAUCCUCCAUGAUGGCGACCCUGUUCUCCGAUGACGUACCGUCCGGCAGUGCAUUGUCCGCGGCGCUGCCCGACGAAAUCUGUGGCGAGAAAAUGGGCGACGAGAACCUGAACGAUCUGUCGCUGUCCGGGAUAUUGAGCAGCUUAGAACCGUUCCCGUCCCCUUGGCGGCCACCAAUCGAUCCGGAUGUGGAUAUGUCAAUGUUAAGCGAAAGCACCGUCGACUAUAUCGCACGCUUUCAGGACAUUGCGGAAGAGAUGCGGUCCCAACAGUAUCCCUAG
Messenger RNA from Anopheles marshallii, 3546 nucleotides. It is a transcript of the gene crm, whose product is annotated as protein cramped. Gene Ontology annotation, molecular function: chromatin binding. NCBI's taxonomy places the organism in Eukaryota, Metazoa, Arthropoda, Insecta, Diptera, Culicidae. The transcript is spliced from 4 exons. The record is from RefSeq and is a predicted model, not a curated record. Gene Ontology annotation, cellular component: nucleus. Gene Ontology annotation, biological process: pattern specification process. Bases 1 to 3546 code for a protein of 1181 amino acids.